AGCACGUUUGUUGUGGUUUGGCUGUUGAGAGCCGAGUACGACCUGUCAUGGGUCAGUCAAUUUUUUUGGGAGAGGCACAGUCAGUGGUCGUAUCGAAAACAUGAAAAAAGGCGUUUCCAGAGACAUUUUGUGUGGCUACAUGUGUCAUAUAGCUGACGGAGAUUGUCGGGACAGAAUCGCCUUCCCCUGCUUGCCAUCAACCUUCCUGGUACGUUACACUCGGUAGCAUUCAAUUCGUAGUCGACCAGCCCAUGUGUGAGCCAUAUGUCAGAAGUCCGAAAUGAUGACGUUUGUCGGUUUGGAGUUGAGCUGAACAGUAGCCCCUUGUCUCUCACAAGAACACACGCCGCUCAGCUACGGGAUUCCGUAUAAUUUGUUGACUUUUGUUUUAAACUUGAUGGAUGGCCAACAGGAGGCGGUUAUCAACCUCGCACAUUCUUCUAGUGUGCUUGGCUCUGACGCUGGUGUUUUGUCUCUACCUUGCCCGAUAUCCGUUACCAGAUUCUACACAGUGCCAAUGCCCACCCAAAGAAAGCGACUCCGUGCAGACGGAUGUUCGAACUGUCCAGACACCAGCUACAGUUGACCGGUACAAAUCCAACCACACCCUGGCAGUUGUUGUGCCUCUGAGAGACAGGUUUGAAGAAUUGAUGGAAUUUGUACCUCACAUGCAUUCAUUUCUUAACAAUCAAAACGUUCGUCACAAGAUUUAUGCUGUGAACCAGGUUGAUAAUUUUAGGUUCAACCGAGCAUCUCUUAUAAAUGUUGGUUUUCGUGAAAGCAGUGAAGUGUCUGAUUAUAUUGCCAUGCAUGAUGUGGAUCUUUUGCCUCUAAACCCAGCUCUCAGCUAUUCCUAUCCAGAAAACGGACCUUUUCAUAUUGCUGCACCUAAUCUCCAUCCUCUAUAUCACUAUAAAACAUUCGGGGGAAUACUUCUCCUGAAAUCAUCCGAUUUCAAAUUGCUGAAUGGUUUGUCAAACCGAUACUGGGGUUGGGGUCGUGAGGAUGAUGAAUUCUACGUUAGAAUGAGGAAAGCUGGGAUUAUUGUUCAAAGACCUCAAAAUAUAACGACAGGAAACAAAACCUUCCGACAUGUCCAUGACAGGAAGAGAAGGCCCAGGGAUAACAAGCGUUACUUUGACCAACGGAACAAGACAAGAAGGCUGGACAGGGAGACUGGGAUGUCAACAGUUGAAUAUAACAUCGCCAGUAGAAGAGAACUGACUAUAGACAAUGCUCCAGUGACCAUACUAAAUGUGAAAUUAACGUGUGAUGUCAAGUCAACCCCAUGGUGCUUGCAGCCCGAAGAUCAUGAAUGGUAUUUACAAAACUAUUCACAGAACAAUGUUCAAUAAGUUAUGUUUGUAAGUUAAAACAUUAUGUUUUGUUGGUGUUUUAAUGGUUAUACUUGUGGAAAUGUCUCCAAGGGCAAUAUUAAUCAUGUUUAUCAACCUCAUGCCUCAUGUAUCCAGGCUGUGCAGAAUAUGAAUAUAUCAAGUAUUAAUACUGUUAAUCAAUGCUAAUUUUCAGACCUGUAUAUAUCACUCAAAGCUUCUCCCCACUAUAGCUUACAUACUUAUAUGAACCUUGUUAAACAUGUUAAAAAUAGUUAUUCUAUUUGCCUCCUUUUUAUGGUUGUAGCUUAUUCAAAGAUGUAUGCAGACUCCUUGUCAAAAAGAUAAUGAUAAGGUCACUUUUUAAAUAUGUAUUAUUUCUGUUGAUGUUUUAGAAACAGGUAGGGAAGGAUGGAUUUAUUUUUCUACUGUAUUUCCUAAGUAGGUCACAGAUCUUUUAAAGUGAACUUGAUUUUAAGGUACCACUUGACCCCUUUUGGUCCCGCCCUCUUCUGCUUGAUGUACACUUCCCAGGGAGUAGAGAAUAAAAUGCACACUGAUGCACCUAUCAUGGUCGAAGUUCAUUUGAGAAGUUCCAAAUUGGAAAGUCUACAGAUCCUAAUAACCCUUAGUAAUGACAAUAAUGAAUAAUGAGACUGGUCCUUCGUUACACUAGGAACAGGAUGAAUAGCCAGUUUAAACUUUUAUGAUCUGGUGCCAAAACAGGAUUUGAAUUUAAAAGGUAGUUUUUAAUAGUGCUAACAAAUAUGUUAUUUGUAUUAGGGGCAGGUGCAAUUUUAAGAGUAGAUUGGUAGCAUGCAACAAGAAAUAUAUUUUAUUAGGUUUAACUAAACCAUUAUGCUUUUUAUGUCGUAUAUUUUUAUUUCAUGGUAACAUCUUCAGUAUCAUGUCGUGUGUUCUUUCAUUGCUUGUAAACAAAACCUACAUCAGGAGUAUAGAAACUCAAAAACAUUUUAACAAUGUGAAGAUAUGUGUCACAAAUUUCAUUUUAUAAAACUUUUUGUUUAUCAAAUUAUCAUGUUGAAGAGCUUUAAUGAAUCUUCCAAUUUUGACAUGUUUUAUGAAUGAAGAUAUAUUUUAUGAGAAUGGUAAUAAACCUGUUUUAUAAAAUGCC
Messenger RNA from Haliotis rubra (blacklip abalone), 2469 nucleotides. RefSeq names its product beta-1,4-galactosyltransferase 7-like. Gene Ontology annotation, biological process: carbohydrate metabolic process; proteoglycan biosynthetic process. Gene Ontology annotation, molecular function: xylosylprotein 4-beta-galactosyltransferase activity. The record is from RefSeq and is a predicted model, not a curated record. NCBI's taxonomy places the organism in Eukaryota, Metazoa, Mollusca, Gastropoda, Lepetellida, Haliotidae.